Molecule: messenger RNA, 4614 nt
Organism: Gryllus bimaculatus (two-spotted cricket)
Lineage: Eukaryota; Metazoa; Arthropoda; Insecta; Orthoptera; Gryllidae
Source: the annotation of a GenBank genome assembly
CAUGAUAAGAGUUGGAGCAUGUGCAUCAACUAUUCCGUAUAUUAUUUACAAUGAGUCAACUACGUAGCAUUCUAUUCUAGGCAUCGAAAGACAUAUCUUGAACGUAUACGAUCUUUGCUCACCUAACACACACCCCUCCAUAUACAAAGUCAUUCGUGAUGCGAGUGGCGGUAGGGUGCAGUUGUAAUCGUCGAUUUCGGUUGAUGUACAUUGUUUCACAACAAUGAAAGCUCCCAGAUUGUAAGACUCGAAUGAGAUAUUGAGGAUAGUUAGAGUGGUAAAGGAAAGUUGACAAUGAUGCGUCCCGGCGCUUUUUUGACUAUUUUGUGUUCACUGGCUUUGUGUUGUGUUGCGGUGUGUGGACUAGAGGGAGAAGCGAACGAUCCUCAAGAAUGCAAAUCUGGUCAGUUUCGUUGCCUUCGUUCGCGCCGCUGCAUUCCUAAAGAGUGGGUGUGCGAUGGAGAAAACGACUGUGGAGACGAUGACGACUUAUCAGAUGAAGAUGAGCGCUGCCAGAAGAAAGUUGCAUGCCUCUGGAACCAUAUCCAAUGUAGUAAUUCUUCUACUUGCAUACUUGUUUCAAGUUUGUGUGAUUCCAAUGAGGAUUGUCCUGAUGGAUCUGAUGAAGGAUCAUUUUGCAACCACACAACAUGCUCUAGGUUGAAUUGUUCUUAUGGAUGCCAAGAAAGCUCCACUGGCCCCAUCUGCUAUUGUGAAAUGGGAAAGCGUGCCAAUGGAACCAGUUGCAUUGAUGUGGAUGAAUGUGAAGUGGAUGGAAUUUGUGAUCAAAAGUGCGCCAACACUAAUGUUCCUGAGGAUGAACUUCCGACACUCAUUUCAAGUAGCUCAGAUGAUAUUCAACAUUUAUACUUGAAUGGAACUACUUUUCCUGGUGGUAGUGUUUUACCUCAAAAGCAAAUUUUGGCAUUAGAUUUUGAUCAUAGAAAUCGUUCAGUUUGUUAUAUACAUCUAUCAGAUUCAUCUGGACCCAGUAUUUUAAGCUGUUCUCCGGUGAAGAAUUUGCAGGAAUCAUGGGAUUUGCCUACACCAUCAAUAUUCUCUCUUUCGUCUGCUAUGCAUAUUUCACUGGAUUGGGUCUCUGGAAACUGGUAUUUUUUAGAUGAUGAACGAGAAGUAAUAUUUCUUUGUAAUUCUACUCUUGAAGCUUGUGCCAUUGUUGUUGAAGGAGACCUCUCAAAACCUCGUGACCCAACAAAAGGCUACAUGUUUUUUACUUUGUGGGGUAAUUCACCUUCUCGAUUGGAACGUAGCCGACUAGAUGGUGAAGAACGAACUACAUUGGUUCAGCAUAAGAUCAUAUAUCCGUAUGGUGUGACUGUAGAUUUUCCUGCACAGCAUGUAUACUGGGUUGAAACUUAUUUAGAUGUUGUAGAGAGAGUGAAUUAUGAUGGAACUAACAGGAAAACUGUAAAAAGAGGUUUCCCAGUUCAAAAUUUAUAUGAUAUUACUGUUUUUGAAAAUAAUCUCUUUAUGACCAGUUGGCGUAACAAUAGUAUUAUUAGAGUGAAUAAAUUUGAUUCAGAUGAUCAUGAAAGCAUUCCUUUGCCAAGUCGGCCAUUUCACAUACAAGUGUAUCAUCGACAACGUCAACCUGAUGUUCCUCAUCCUUGUCAUAACAGCAAUGGACUCUGUGAGCACUUAUGCAUCCCCACAUGGAAGCCAACACUUGUUGCAGUACCACAAUGUUUGUGCAAACCUGGAUAUAAAUUAGCUGAAGAUGGUCACAGCUGCUCUAGAACUAAGCUUCACAAGUUUCUAAUAUUUGGGAAAGGAAAACCUGCAAUGAUAAAAGGCCUUCCCAUGACCCCUGGAGAGAAAGAACAAGUUAUAGUUCCUAUAACUAAUGUCAUACGACCAGUUGCUCUCGACUAUGAUGUCCAAAGUAGUUAUAUUUAUUAUUCAGAUUCUCAGCGGUUUGUGAUAGGAAGGCAACAUAUUGAUGGCACUGAAGAUGAAAUUGUGAUAAAAGAUGUUCAGAACUGCCAUGGAUUAGCUGUUGAUUGGGCAGGUCGUAAUUUAUAUUGGACUGAUAGUGGACUUAGUACUAUCAAUGUUGUUCGUUUAGAUGAUUUUAAAAGACGCAAAGUUUUGGUGCAGGAACCAUACAUGGAUCCUCGUUCAAUUGUAGUUGAUCCUCAGGAUGGUUUAAUGUACUGGGCUGAUUGGCCAAUAGCUGCAGAUAGAACAGCUAAAAUUAUGCGAGCAUGGAUGGAUGGCACCAAUCAAGUUAUAUUUGUGAGUCAUCCAAUGAAACUUCCAAGUGGCUUGACUAUUGAUAGUGCCAAUAAGAAGCUAUAUUGGUGUGAUGUUACAACUACAGGAAUUUGGAGUAUGACUCUAGAUAAACGUGUUGUUGUGUCAGAUGAUGCUCUGAAACAUCCUUUGGGAUUGGCAGUUCAUGAUGGUGCUUUAUUUUGGACUGAUACUGACACAGGAGAAGUAAUGCGUUAUGAUGUUGCAAACCGAACUUUGUCAACUUUGUCUGUUGAAAACACGCCUUUAUAUGAUCUUAAAGUGGUGGACAACUCUUCCCAGAAUGGUACAAAUGGAUGUUCUGUCAAUUAUGGAGGAUGUCCUGAUUUGUGUUUAGCAACUCCUGAUGGAAAAGAGUGUGCAUGUCGUACAGGUUAUGACAAAAAUAAUACGGAUUGUGUGCCACAACCAGAUUAUGUCCCACCCUCAAAAUGCAAACCAGAACACUUCCAGUGUGUCAAAACUGGACGGUGUAUUGAGCGACGAUAUCUCUGUAAAAAAAAAGAUCAGUUUCGAUGUGAUGUUAAUCGAUGUAUAUCAAAAACAUGGGUUUGUGAUGGAGAUGGUGACUGUGGUGAUGGAACUGAUGAAGAUACAAUACUUUGUGCUAAUACUACAUGCAAUUCUCUCCAAUACACAUGUAAGCAAAGUGGACACUGCAUUCCAAAAACUUGGAUGUGUGAUCAUGAAUAUGAUUGUGGGAAAGGAGACAAAUCUGAUGAGGGAGAAAUCUGUGAUUAUCCAAAAUGUGAUCGUGAACAUUUUCAGUGUGCAAAUAAUAGAUGUAUACCGUUUGAAUUUCUUUGUGAUUUAUCUGACGAUUGUGGGGAUGCCAGUGAUGAAGUAGGUUGUUUGCAAUCAUGCAAAAGUGAAUCAGAGUUUUAUUGUGCUGCUGAAGACAAAUGCCUACCAAAUUCCAAACGAUGUAAUGGUCACAAAGACUGCAGUGAUGGCUCAGAUGAAUUUAUUUGUACGGGCAAUGCUACUCGAAGAUUAUGUGGACGAUUGGAAUUUCAAUGUGACAAUGGAGUUUGUAUAAGAAAAAAAUUUAUCUGUGAUGGGCAAAAUGACUGUGUUGAUGGCAGUGAUGAGAAAGGGUGCAACAAUACCUUGAAUUCCACUACUCCCCUACCUACAACAUUAAAGAAGAUAUUACCAGAGAAUUGUCUUCAUCCAUCUCUUCUUUGUGAUGGAGGUGUGACUUGUGUGCCAGUCGAUAGGCUUUGUGAUGGCCACCAUGACUGUGCUGAUCGCUCUGAUGAAGGAGGACUUUGUGAUGACAAAAUGUGUGCUUAUCGAAGUGAUUGUUCUCACCAUUGCCACGAUUCACCUCAAGGAUUUGUUUGCUGGUGUCCUGAAUCUCUUUAUCUUCAAACAGAUGGUUUAACUUGUGGAAUAUCUCAUCCAUGUUCUUCAUGGGGUGCAUGUUCCCAAGUAUGUGAACAACAUGGAACUCGUCACAAAUGUUCCUGUGAACCAGGCUAUGUUUUACAAUCUGAUUACUAUACCUGCAAAAGCAAUGAUUCUGCCACUCCAUAUGUAGUUUUUAGCAAUCGACAUGAAUUGAGAAGUGUUGAUCUGCAUACAUUUAAUGUAAAAGCACUUAUAAUGAGUUUGAAGAAUACUAUUGCACUUGACUUCUAUUAUACUAAGAACACAAUAUGGAUAUUUUGGACAGAUGUAAUUGAUGACAAAAUUUAUAGAGGGACAUUAAUCACUCUUAGUAACAUUGAAGUAGUGGUUCAAACUGGCCUAUCCACAGCUGAGGGUUUAGCUGUUGAUUGGAUUGGAGAGAAUUUGUAUUGGGUAGAGAGCAAUUUAGACCAAAUUGAAGUAGCUCGUUUAGAUGGAAAAUACAGACGAACUCUUAUUGCAUCUGACCUUGAGUCACCUCGUGCUAUUGCCCUGGAUCCUCGCUAUGGAUUAUUAUUUUGGACUGACUGGGAUGUAAACUCCCCGCGAAUAGAACGUUGUAGCAUGAGUGGCCAAUACAGGAAGACAGUGGUUAAUGUCGACAUCCUUACUGAUGGUGCUUGGCCUAAUGGCCUUACUUUAGAUUAUGCUUUGAAGAGAAUAUAUUGGAUUGAUGCAAAGUCAGAUUCUAUACACACCACUACAUACGAUGGAGAUGACCAUCAUGAAGUCAUGCGUGAACAUGAGACUUUGACUCAUCCAUUUGCCAUUGCUCUAUUUGGAAACUAUGUUUACUGGACAGAUUGGAGAACUAAUGCUGUAAUCCGAGGGAAUAAAUGGAAUGGCUCUGACAUUAGUGUUAUUCAGCGCACUCUUACACAACCAUUUGAUAUUCAGAUAAUGCAUCCCAGCCGCCAACCUCGAGGC